GGGGCCGGCGGCCUGGAAAAGCCUAGAAAGAGCUCCCCUUUUCUUCCGCCUCCCGGUCGCCGCGGAAGUGGGCCGAGCCGAGGCCUCGGGGCGAAUCGCGGCGCGCGGCGCGGCUGCCGCCCUCCGGGGGGCGGGGCGGCGGGGCGGCGCCUGCGCGCUGGGCGCCUCGGGCUCACGUGGCCAGCGGCGGCGGCGGCUCUCUCCUUGCGGCCGCGGCGCGACAGCGGAGCACAGGCGGCUGCGGCGGCGGUCGGAGUCAUGGCAGGACAGGCCUUUAGGAAGUUCCUCCCCCUCUUCGACCGAGUCCUGGUGGAGAGGAGCGCCGCGGAAACGGUCACCAAAGGCGGCAUCAUGCUUCCAGAAAAGGCGCAAGGAAAAGUAUUGCAUGCCACAGUGGUCGCUGUUGGAUCGGGCUCCAAAGGAAAGGAUUUCUAUAAUUGGCCUGAUGAAUCCUUUGAUGAAAUGGACAGUACACUAGCUGUGCAGCAGUAUAUUCAACAGAACAUAAGAGCAGAUUGUUCCAAUAUUGACAAAAUUCUUGAACCACCUGAAGGCCAAGAUGAAGGUGUAUGGAAGUAUGAACAUUUAAGGCAAUUCUGUCUUGAGCUCAAUGGACUUGCUGUCAAACUUCAGAGUGAAUGCCAUCCAGACACAUGUACUCAGAUGACAGCGACUGAGCAGUGGAUUUUUCUUUGUGCAGCUCAUAAAACUCCAAAAGAGUGUCCUGCUAUAGACUAUACUAGACACACACUUGAUGGUGCUGCAUGUCUUCUGAAUAGCAAUAAAUAUUUUCCCAGCAGGGUUAGCAUAAAGGAAUCAUCUGUAGCAAAACUAGGAUCAGUAUGUCGUAGGAUUUACAGAAUAUUUUCACAUGCUUAUUUUCAUCAUCGGCAGAUAUUUGAUGAAUAUGAAAACGAAACAUUUUUGUGUCAUCGGUUUACUAAAUUUGUGAUGAAAUAUAAUUUGAUGUCCAAGGAUAACCUGAUUGUACCAAUUUUAGAAGAGGAAGUUCAGAAUUCAGUUUCUGGGGAAAGUGAAGCAUGAAGGGAAUCAUAUAGAAGAAAAUUGUACUGAUCACAUAAUUAACAUUAAUUAUGUACUGUAUAUAUACCAUUUUAGACACAUCAAUCAUGUAUCCAUAUUAUAGCCUCUUUGUUUAGGGUAGGUUUUUGUAUGCUGAGUGUUGCCUUUUAAAAUGGGAAAUACUUUUUAAGUUAUUCAUGAGCUGUAUAUUCACUGGUGUGGCACUCAUGGUUUUUAAAUAAGAUUAGUAUUAUCUGUUUAUAAUGCCUGUUAAUAAAAGAAUUUACAGUUUGGUAAAAUUGCUGCUAAACAAUCAUUGGAUCACAAUCCUCAUCAAAUAAACCCAUCUAUAAAAAGAUGAGUGAGCUUGAGGUUUCGCACAAGCCAUUUACUAAAGAAAUAGUAAUGUUUUCCUUUGGUUUUACCCCCGAGUUUAGUUAGUCUAGAAAAUUCUGUAGCACAUAGUUUAGUCUUAACUAUUAACUUUUCAAAAAUUAGCUAAAAGUGUUUUAAAAUUCUGUUUAUAGUUUUUGAUAUACAUAUAUGAUUAUGUAUAUGUCCAAAUAUAAAUCAAAUGAAGCAUUAGUAAUACUGAAAUAAUCUUAAUACUACAUAAAGUAAAUUCUAGACCAUGUACUUGGAGAAGAUUUACUUUUUGUGAUAGUGGACUGUUACAUACAAGAUGGUGAUAAUAGUAAGUGCAUAAAUGAUGUUCCCACUGCAAACCUACCCUGUCCUUCCCUUCUCAUUUCCCUUCACUCCCUCCCCAACUACAUGGCGGAAAAGCUUUUCACCAGACUGAGCUAGUGGUAGCUUAUAUCUAUUUAUGUUGUAUUAAUUGCUUACAGACUAUACCUCAUAAUUAGCAAUUACACUACAGGAGAAAUGUAUCUGCAUAGGCUCUUGCUUAUCUUUGUUUUGCUAAAUUGUUCUAACUACUUAGGAAAGUUUUAAAACUACUUUGAUUCUCUCUGUUAGCAAUAUUAUUCUUUUUAUCUAACCAUCAUCAAGGCAGCAUUUAAAUUGAGUUGAAAAAUACUGUAGUAUUUAUUUUAUGACCUUUACCUACAAAGUUUAUGUUUGAAUUAUAUACACAUGUAAUUUUUUUUGCAAGAAUUUACAGGUUCCAGGGGUGCUGAUGAAUGGUAUUACAUAUUUUAGACUUUGUAAUAAUUCAGUGUCUUAAGGAUUCAACUGUAAAUUUUACAGUCUUAAACUGAAUGCAGUUUUUAAUAAGGCACUGGAGUUUAAUUGCUAAACUGGUUGUAAUGAGGCACUAUGAUAGGCUAAAAAAAUUGUACAUGUAGUGAAGAAAAUGUAUAAAUCCAUCUCUUGAACAGAGUUAAGCGUGGGGAACUUGUUAUUUAAAAUGAUCGUUUUGAAAUGAAGAUGAAAAUGUAUUCAUCUUGGUUUAUUUUUUUCAAAUUUGAGGACAUAUUUUAUAUCAUAUAAGGAGACAAGUAUGUACCGCUGAAACGGGAAUAGUAGCAUUCUGAGGGUGUGUAUGUAUGGAUGCCUUUCCGAGCUGCCUGUGUGUUUGAUUUGGAGCAGCUCUGUCCUCGUAGCCAGUCAUUCUUUUACCACAUCCACAACUAUCCUUUUACAUCACAGUGAAAUUAUACAUUUAUAUUAAUGUCACUAUAAACCUACAGGGAUAUUAAUUUUUACACAAACUUGCUAAACAUUGAGAGACUAAACUACUAAGUUAAUAAAUUAUAUGCAGCAAUGUAGCUGUUCUCUCUA
Messenger RNA from Pipistrellus kuhlii (Kuhl's pipistrelle), 2766 nucleotides. Its product is annotated as MOB-like protein phocein. NCBI's taxonomy places the organism in Eukaryota, Metazoa, Chordata, Mammalia, Chiroptera, Vespertilionidae. Gene Ontology annotation, biological process: protein folding. The transcript has 9 exons. Gene Ontology annotation, molecular function: protein folding chaperone; ATP binding. The coding region runs from base 259 to 1044 and encodes 261 amino acids. Gene Ontology annotation, cellular component: cytoplasm. The record is from RefSeq and is a predicted model, not a curated record.